This is a messenger RNA of Mesorhabditis spiculigera, 5691 nucleotides long. NCBI's taxonomy places the organism in Eukaryota, Metazoa, Nematoda, Chromadorea, Rhabditida, Rhabditidae. The record is from the annotation of a GenBank genome assembly.
AUGACCCGGAAAGAAGUUGAGGCGGCCCAUUUUACGCCUAGGGAUUAUCAGCUCGAACUGCUGGACGUUGCCCAGAAGCAGAAUUCCAUCAUUCAGCUUGGAACAGGAACCGGAAAGACAUUCGUUGCUAUCCUUCUAAUCAAAGAAUAUGGUCUCCAAACCGCUGCACCCUUGGAUCGAGGCGGGAAGAGGAUCUUUUUCUUAGUCGAUAAAGUCAGUCUUGUUGAACAGCAAAGCGCGCAAAUCGCAAUGCACACCUCUUUCACUGUGGGAAAACUACAUGGUGCUCUACACGUUGAAUACCAUUCAAGCAAAGAGAAAUUUCGCGAGUUUCUGGAGAAGAACCACAUUAUUGUCCUGACCGCGCAAGUGUUCCUCGACUUGAUGAACCACGCCUUCUAUGAUCCCGACCAGACGGCACUCCUCAUUUUUGACGAAUGCCACCACGCGAUGGGCAAAGGCCAUCCCUAUCGGCAGAUCAUGGAGCGCGUGCGACAUAUCAGUGAUCGGUUUCGCGUGCUCGGUCUGACGGCUUCACUUAUCAAUGCUCAGACGAAACCGGCGUUAUUGGAGCAAGAGAUCCGCAAGCUUGAGAGCGCCCUCAACGCCCGCGUGGCUACUUCAAGCAAUAUGACCUCUAAAUAUGGCGCAAAGCCUGAAGAGUACCUGUCCACUGCUUACGACUACGAAUACCGGAAAGGGCUGAACAAGAAUGUCGUGGACAUUUUGGAGCAACAACGUCUAUUCGUCAACAACACCCUGACAUUCCAUGAAGAUUUUGACUAUGAUCGGCGAAAAGUUAUUCACGAGGCAUUCAACAGGACCCUGGCCGUGUUGAGGCAAUGUGGGCCCUGGUGUGGCUGGAAAGUGGCACAAUUGAUGGAGAAACAAAUGAUUGCUGAACUCAAACAACCCGUCCUGCCGGAUAAGACACGAGAUUUUCUAAGACUGGCGGAAAGCUCGAUGCAGACUAUUAAAAGGAUACUGGAUCCGCAGAUGAGGCCGUUGAAAACCUUUGCUGCGUUCGAACCGUAUCUCCCUCAUAAGGUCUACAAGCUCGUUGAAAUAUUUGUUGACUUUGAAAAGAAAGACGAGCUUUCUGCAAUCGUGCUUGUGCAGCAGCGAACUGUGGCCUAUGCGCUUAUGAUUCUGCUCAAAAAUUUGGCCAAGCACGACAAGGACCUGGCGUACCUGAAGCCGGAUUAUAUCAUCGGCCAGGCAUGCGGAAAGGGGUUUGCAAAUGAGGAAGAGUCAAUGGCGCUGCACAAGCGACAGCAAGACUGCCUUCGUAAAUUCCACAAAGGAGAGUUGAACAUUAUCGUAGCGACGAAUGUGCUCGAGGAGGGGAUCGAUGUGCGACAGUGCAAUUUGGUGAUCAAAUUCGAUCGCCCCGUUGAUUUUCGCUCUUAUGUGCAGUCCAAAGGCCGUGCACGGAAACCUGGCUCAAAGUACGUCAUGCUCUGCGAGGUUUCAGAAAAGCCGAAGUUGCAGGCCGAUAUCGAGCAAUACCAAGAAAUUGAAGCGAUAUUGCUAGCGCGGCAGUCGAACCCGCAUAACCCGUUGGACAACGACUCGCUGCCGGAGGAUCUGGAUAGUUUUAUGGCUCCAUAUGUCGUCCCAUCCACAAAUGCGCGCGUCACGUUGAGGACGGCUGUAUCGCUUGUAAAUCGUUACUGCAGUUCCCUGCCCUCUGAUAUCUUCACGAAGCUCGUGCCGGACAGUAAACUCCUCCGAAACCCGAACGGCUCUCCAACGUUCGCCGCGGAGCUCUAUCUACCGAUGAACUCGCUUCUAAAAGAGGCGGUCCGCACCCCUGAGUACUAUCCCUCGGCCAAAGUGGCCCAGAUGAUCGUCGCGUUAGAGGCGUGCAUUCAACUACACAAAAAGGGCGAGCUCAACGACCACUUGCUUCCCCAGGGCAAAGACGCUGUCGCGAAACUGAUGAGCCAACUGGACGAGGCACCUGACGAGUAUAUGCCGCCGGGCGCCCGCGCCAAUCUUGGCUCUUCCAAAAGACGACAGCUUUAUGAUAAGAAGAUCGCCAAAGCGCUGAACAAGGCCCUGCCAGUCAAAGGGCAAGAAACGUACAUCUACGUCUUCGAAAUGGAGGUCCUGAAAGAGCCGAGCCAGGACAGCAAUCCGAAGGGACGAAAGUUCCCCAACCCGCAGCAGACCCUCAGCUGCUUCGGCUUCCUGUCUGCGGUGAUAUUGCCACCGAUUCCCCCAUUCCCGGCCUACCUGCGCCAGGGUGACAUGCGUGUGUAUGUGCGCCGCGCUGCAAAAUCUAUCAAGCUUGAGACUCACACGAUGCAGGUUUUGGCUCAGUUCCAUCACUAUCUGUUCAGUAACGUGCUACUUCACAAUAAGGAUAAUCUGGUGUUUUCGCUCUCGGAGAUGACCGGGAUGAACACGUUGGUGGUGCCGUUGAAUCGAGUACGACAACCCGGCGGCAUCGCCGACUAUGAGAUCAACAUGAAAUACGUUAAAGAGCUGGUCCAGUGUAUGGAAGAGCUUCCGCGUGUCCCCAGCGAAGAGCAGAGGAAGAAUUACAAGUUCCGGAAAGAGGAUUACGUCGACACUGUGGUGAUGCCGUGGUACCGCUCCACCGAGCAGCCCUCGUUUUUCCAAGUUGCAGAGGUUCUGGAGAAUAUGAAUCCGUCGUGUGCGUUCCCGGAUACCAACUUCACGUCGUUCAACGAGUACUUUGACAAAAAGUAUAACAUCAAAAUCUACGACCAGCAACAGGCGCUUUUGGACGUGGACUAUACGAGCAGCCGCCUCAAUCUACUUCUACCACGGAACCGCAGCUGCAAGCGUGUCGUACGAAAUAGCGAUCCCUCGCAGCGACAAAUCCUGGUGCCCGAACUGAUGGACCGACACCCGAUCGCGGCCCAUCUGUGGAAUAUGAUCUGUGCACUCCCGUGCUUCUUCUACCGUAUCAACCAAAUGCUACUGGCUGACGAGCUGCGCGAACGAAUUUGUGUGGAAGCCCUUGGGUCGUCGGAGAAAAUUCCUGAAGAUUUCCAUUGGGCUCCGCUCUCCUACCCCAGCACCUAUGAGGAGAAGCAGUCCUUGACGGUCAGCAAGAUCCAACAACUGCGCAGUGAGAAUUCUCAAGCAACUUCUCAGACGACGCUGCCGAGCUUUUCCUCUGGCGGAUCAUCAUUCUUCGAGAUCGGCGUCUGGAACCCAUCACUGGCUGAUGGGCUCAACUGGAAACCCACUGAUCUGGUGGGCGGAGUAGCCGGACUACAGAAGAAUGGAAGCGACCUUGACGUUGAGACCGUGGGUCUGAUGAAGCCAACCUCAGCCACAUCCGGUGAUCUCUCCGAUGAUGAUGACGCCGAUGACCUUAACAUCCUUGUCGAUAUGUCCAACAAAUUCACCGUCAAGCCCGAGAGCAAGGAUAUGGUCUUCGCUAAUCCUCGCCCCGAAGUAUUGGCAUCGCUCGGUGGAGGUGAUUGGGACAACUGGGGUGUUCCCCUUGCUUCAAGCAACUUCGACUCUACCUUCCAAAUUCUACAAGGGCCCGGCGUUGAUCUAAAUGGACUAUUUGCGGAUGUGCAGAAGAUGAUCGAGGAGACACCGGUGUUGCCAGCUGAAGCGUCGGCGAGCAGUGAGCCCGAUUCGGAAGUGCGACGCGACAAACGGAUUCCCAACAAGGCUGAGAAGAAGCCGGAAGAUUUGAUCGACAGCGAGUUGAGGGAGGAUGGUGAAGAGAAACGUUCUGUCGAAGAAACGAUAGAUCUCGUCAGUUUGGAUGAUGCACCAGAUGAGGAUCAAUCGCGUCCAGCCAGCGGUUCGCUCGUUGAGCAGCUUGAUGAGCUGCGCGCCAGCGAGGAGAGAAAGGCGAAAGUCGAGGCGAAUAUCUUGCGGGUGGUAGCCCCGAAUAUGUCGCUGAAAGAAUAUCAUCUACACCAUCCAGUUUCUGCCGGUUCAUUCUCGUUCGCCGAUGCAAGUCCGUCAACGAGCCGCUCAGUACGAGGCGAAAGCAUAAGUGAGGCUGAGGAUUCAUUCAGUGCGACAUCUCAAGACUAUAGCAGCGAAAGCCACCUUGCGGGCCGUCCUUGGCCGCAACCAUCUGAGGAUGAUGGCCGAUAUGGCGUCUCACCAUGCUUCCUCCUCCAGGCCCUGACCACAAGCAAUGCAAAUGACGGCAUCAAUCUGGAGCGGUUGGAGACGAUCGGCGACUCGUUCCUCAAAUAUUCCGUCACUGACUAUCUCUACCAUAUGCAUGCCGACCAGCACGAAGGGAAAUUGUCGUUUGCCAGGAGCAAGGAAGUGUCCAACUUCAAGCUCUAUCGCCAUGGCAUCAACAAGGGGCUCCCGUCGCUGAUUGUCGGCUAUAAAUUUGACGUCCAAGAUUCGUGGCUGCCUCCGUGCUACAUGCCAAAUUCCGACUUCAAGGCGCCGAAUUGCGCGAGCUCGGUGCAAGAGGAUAUGAUCAUGGAGUCUGCGCUGCAAGGAGAGCUUGAGGAGGGCCCGCAACCGGUACGACCCCAGACGGGCUGGGACCUGGACGCAGACAAGGACCCGCUGGCCACGAAGGUCAUCGACGGCGUUGAGGUCACGAAUUUCCCAAAGAUGAACGCGAACGCCGCCUACCUGAACGAGUUGCCAGCGUUGCCGUACAACAUGUUGACGCAGCAGAUGAUCUCCGACAAAAGUAUAGCCGACUCUAUUGAAGCCCUCAUCGGUGCCCAUCUCCUCAGCAUUGGCCCCGAGAAAACACUCAAGGUGAUGAAGUGGCUGGGCAUCAAGGUGCUCACCGAGCCCGCCAUUCUACAACCACCAUUAUUGAGAUUUAUCGAUACUCCUGAGGACCCAAAUAGGUCUCAGAGCCAACUGGCCAACUAUUGGGUGCGUUACCAGCUGGGCGAGGUGGAGAAGCGCAUUGGAUACGAGUUCAAGGAAAAAGCGUACCUGUUGCAAGCCUUUACGCACGCAUCCUUCUACCGGAACCGCAUCACUGGGUGCUAUCAGCGGUUGGAAUUCCUUGGUGAUGCCGUGCUUGAUUAUAUGAUCACGCGGUACCUCUACGAGCAUGAUCGGCAGUAUAGUCCCGGGGUCUUAACAGAUCUCCGAUCAGCGCUUGUCAACAACACCAUAUUCGCAUCGCUGGCUGUCAAAUACUCCUUCCACAAGCAUUUCCUCGUCGUCUGCCCCCGGCUUCACUUCAUGGUGGAGAAAUUUGUGAAGCUGUGUGAAGAGAUGAGCAAUUGCGCCAAUUUCAACGCCGAGAUGUACAUGAUCACCACCGAGGAUGAGUGCGACGAGGGCCAGGAAGAGGAUGUCGAAGUACCCAAGGCGAUGAGUGACAUUUUCGAAAGCGUCGCUGGAGCCAUUUACUUGGAUUCCGGAUGUGAUCUCGAUGUGGUCUGGCGAGUCUUCUACGCGUUGAUGAAGGAGACGAUAGAUGAGUGCUGUAAAAACCCGCCCCGGAGCCCUAUACGCGAGCUUUUGGAGUUAGAGCCGGGCACCACGAGAUUCAGUAAAAUGGAGCGCAUCAUCGAAACGGGCAAGGCGCGUGUGACGGUAGACGUACAACGCAAUGGAAAUGCCCUGCGCUUUACCGGAAUGGGCCGGAACUAUCGUAUCGCCAAGACGACAGCCGCCAAACGGGCCCUCAAGUAUCUGCACGAUUUGGAACAACAAACGCGACGUAGGGCCGAAAAAUCAGACUCCAUCGAC